Molecule: messenger RNA, 3037 nt
Organism: Bicyclus anynana (squinting bush brown)
Lineage: Eukaryota; Metazoa; Arthropoda; Insecta; Lepidoptera; Nymphalidae
Exons: 2
Coding region: 254-3037 (927 amino acids)
Biological process (GO): DNA integration
Molecular function (GO): zinc ion binding; nucleic acid binding
Source: RefSeq, a predicted model, not a curated record
UUCAACUCGACCCCUGCGACAUAGAACCUACCACCACCCUCUUACAACUGGCGCCCAACGUGGGGCCCGUCACCUACAAGCAGUAUACGCCUCACCUCCACUACACCUGGUGCACAACGUGAGCGGCGAAGCCCCGCUCCGCUCCUACAAUCUGGCGGCCAACACGAGCGAAACUAACACCACAGGCUCAAAGUCCUACGUUACAAGAUCGGGUCGAGUUACGACAUCAUUAUACAAGAAAAGAAAAUCAAGCAUGGCGUUAACAACAGAACAAUUCCAAAAACUGCUGGAUCAAAACUACAUGCAGCAGCAAGCCCUCAUUGCCGCCUUAACUAGGCAAAAAGGCGGAAACAUGACCAAAUGCAAAUCCUUCUUUGACGGAGAGAAAGAAACAGAAAAGGUGGAGUCUUUCCUCUCUGCUAUUACUCUAUUCAAAAACCUGGAAGGAAUUUCUGAUGAAGACUUCAUUCAAGGCUUACCCUUGGUGCUACGCGGAGAAGCCGGUAUCUGGUGGCAGGGUGUCAAGAAUGAAAUAGCAACAGUAGCAGAUUUUGAAUCACGUUUAAGAGAAAAGUUCUCACCACUAAAACUUCCUCAUCUAUUAUACCAGGAACUGAUGAGUAUCACUCAAGGCACGUUAGAAUCAACGGAGAAUUUCAUUACAAAGAAAAGAAUGCUAUUUUCGCUUCUUCCCGAGCCCAAGCACUGUGAGCGACAGCAGAUUGAUAUGAUUUAUCAUUUACUGCGUCUGGAUAUACGUGACAAGGCGCCGCGAACAUCCUUCACCACCUAUAAUCAGCUGAUAGAGACGGCAAAAGGGAUAGAGCAAAUAAACAACGAAAGGAAGAUAAGCCAUCCCAACGCCCCAUAUGUCCAACAUUCCAAAAUUCGUUGUUCGUUUUGCAAGAACCCCGGACAUUCAGUUUCAGAGUGCCGCAAGAAAAAAAAAAUUGAGUCCCGAGCCGAACAAUCUCAAACAUCAAAAUACGGUCAGGCGCAAACACAGGCCCCGUCACCGUCACAACCGAAAUUUUCUUGUUACGGCUGCGGUGCACCAAAUGUAGUUCGCACGAAUUGUCCUACAUGUUGUCAGAAAACGAUAAAACCAAUCAUAAAGAAAGAGGAAAUCGGGUUUUGCUCACUAAGCAUCCGCCACGAAACAAAGCCACGCCCAGUAAUACCUGCAACCAUAGGAGGAAUAAAAGGAUUUCCCUAUGUUGAUACUUGUGCUAAGACAAAUAUUGCCUCAUACUCAUUAUAUUGCCGCCUCUUGGAACAAGGAUAUGGAUUUAAAGAAGAAAAAGUAGAACUUACCUUAGCAGAUGGAGUGUCUAGGUGUUGCAAAGUAUUAACGGUACGUGUGGAUGUUGAAGUUUAUGAUAGAGUGUUCCCUACAACUUUUAUGAUCUUACCUGAAUCCAGAAAGAAUAAAACCCUACUGGGCAUAGGAUUUCUAACAACAGCAAUGAUGGUAUUGAAUUUGCCGCAAUUCACAUGGCACUUCGUGGAUAACCCCGAUGAUGUACACGAAUUGUUUACGGAAGAUUUCGUGAAGUUCAAGAACGAAGAAUUCGCAUCACGACAUGCAGCCAUACCAUCGACAAUAUGUGCACCGGUUAAUGCAGUAACCUGGAGUUCCAAUGCAAGUACAUUGUCAUCCGACACAGAGAGUUUAGUUUCUGUUCCGGACCCGAAGAACGAGGCAAGCCUUCCGCAUAAAACUGAACAAAUGAAUAGGAAAUAUGAGCUCAGAGAGAUCAAUUUUGGAACUCCUAAACGUGUCAAAACCCUGUUUGAUGGUUAUUCGCCUAGAUUGAAUUAUAUGUACCGAGAUGCUCAAAUAAACAUUCAAAUGCAAGAUGUAGAGUUAUCUCCAAAUUCACUAGCAUUGUUUCCUGACGUUGGUAUUAAUACAGUGGAUAUAGAUUUGCCUUCUGAUAUUGAAUUAAGCCCAGAUCAUCAAAACCAACUUAAGAACUUGCUCUCGACUUUUGAAGACGUUUUUACACCAAAUAGUGAGCCAGCAAAAUACGCGCAACAUGCUAUUAAUACUGCAGAGCAUGGCCCUAUCUCGGUCCCGCCUUACCGUCUAUCUCCACCACGCCGUGAAAGAUUUGAAACCAUAGCUAUCGACCUGUUCGGUCCACUACCGUCUGCCCCAGAUGGAAAGGCUUGGAUCCUGAUAGUACAAGAUAACGCUACGCGCUGGGUUGAACUUUUUGCCUUAGAAAGUGCAACAGCAGAAGCAUGCGCCGAAACUUUACUCAAUGAGGUAAUUCUAAGAUAUGGACUCCCAAGGCGCUUGACAAGCGAUAACGGAAGUCAAUUUGUGAGCGCAGUUAUGCAAAAGUUAUGUUUUUGCCUAGGAAUCAAGCAUACCUUCACACCAAUAUAUCAUCCUCAAGCAAACCCUGUGGAGAGGCGUAAUAGAGAUCUUAAAACGCAGCUCGGAAUCUUAGUUGAAGGCAAUCAUAGUAGCUGGCCUGAGAAGCUCCCAAGUAUUCGUUUUGCCAUGAAUACGUCUGUCUGCACUUCAACAGAAAAGACACCUGCCUACCUGACCUUCGGGAGAGAGUUAAGAACGACCGACGAUAUCCAACAUGAUUUCCGUCAAAUCGUUGAAUCUGAAAACUUUAUUGCUGAAAUCACGCCAAAGCUCAAAAGCUUAGCAUAUACUAUUAAGAAAGCCAGAGAAGUACAAGAAAUGAAGGAGGAAGCUCGUAAGGAGUAUUUUGAUAAGCAAAGACGGCAGAGUCCCCGUUAUAAGGCCAAUGACUUAGUUCUAGCCAACAUUCACCCUAUAAGCAAAGCAUCUAAAGGCUAUAGUUCUAAAUUAACCCCAAGAAGGGAUGGACCAUAUAUGAUAGUAGCACAGGUCGGUCCAGCCUCCUAUAAGCUAGCAAACAUUGAUGAUCCUGAUACAGUCAUUGGAACAUAUCAUGCAUCAUCACUUAAGCCCUAUAUUGGAUCUAGGGAAGAACUGCCAGCCCCGGUCCAACCCCUACGGAAGAGGGGACGUCCUCGAAAGAAUAAAUAA